Messenger RNA from Pangasianodon hypophthalmus (striped catfish), 762 nucleotides. Its product is annotated as interferon alpha-inducible protein 27, mitochondrial-like. Gene Ontology annotation, cellular component: membrane; mitochondrion. Gene Ontology annotation, biological process: apoptotic signaling pathway. The transcript is spliced from 6 exons. NCBI's taxonomy places the organism in Eukaryota, Metazoa, Chordata, Actinopteri, Siluriformes, Pangasiidae. The annotation marks the transcript as partial. The record is from RefSeq and is a predicted model, not a curated record.
AAUCAAAAGCAGUCCCGUGUUACAAGAGGAACAUUUGUUGUAUGUGUUUGUUGUUGCAACACGGAACGUUCCAAUCGACGCACUCGGAGGUGCAGCUGGAGCUUCAGCUGGAGGUUCAGCUUGAGGGUGUUUGUCCACAGUUUAAUAUCGUGUUUCCGGCGUUGUGUUUGCUGGGGGAUUUGUAUUUCACCCUGGUGGACGCAGAGCAGACAGAGAGAGAGAGAGAGAGAGAGAGAGGGAGAGAGAGAGAGAGAACCUGUUUCGUUAUCUCGUGCCCCGCCUGGUUCCAGCACCUUCAGCUCACCUUCAGGCAGUCUCGAUCCUGUGUGUCUCACAGUGACAGCCUCACCAGUGCCUGACUGCAGUGUGGACAUCAUGGUCUCUCCAACAGUGAUAACUGCUGCGGCUGGAGCAGUCUGCUCCGUGCUGUUAGCUCCAUUUGUGAUUUCGGCUGCUGGUUUCACCUCCAGUGGCAUCGCUGCGGGAUCCGUUGCAUCAUCAAUGAUGUCAUCAGCAGCCAUCGCUAAUGGCGGCGGUGUGGCAUCGGGAAGUCUCGUCGCCGUCUUGCAGUCUUUUGGUGCGGCCGGUCUUACUAACGCUGCCACAGCUGCCGUGGCGUCUGCAGGAGCCGCAGUCGGUGGAGUGGCCGGGUGGGUGGCCAGCAAUCUCAGUCGCUGAACCCUUCUUUUCAACACAAGAAAAACUUGGAAAAACAUUAUGUGCUUUCUUGUGGCUUAAAUAAACUUGAAUCAGUCAUCCUAA